Molecule: messenger RNA, 655 nt
Organism: Silurus meridionalis
Lineage: Eukaryota; Metazoa; Chordata; Actinopteri; Siluriformes; Siluridae
Product: histone H3-like centromeric protein A
Exons: 5
Coding region: 181-591 (136 amino acids)
Cellular component (GO): nucleosome
Molecular function (GO): protein heterodimerization activity; structural constituent of chromatin; DNA binding
Source: RefSeq, a predicted model, not a curated record
CGGUGCGGGUAAAGCAGUGCUGAGAUCCGGAGAACACGGUGCGGGUAAAGCAGUGCUGAGAUCCGGAGAACACGGUGCGGGUAAAGCAGUGCUGAGAUCUGGAGCAGGACCGCGGGUAUACCUGCAGCAGCUUUAUCAGAGUAUCAGUGUGUCGUUCCUGGCGUGUGGAGUGUAAACAUCAUGCGGCGUGACACGUCCUCUCACAGGCGGAAGCAGGUGUCCCCAAAACGCAGGACUCCUGCACGCACACGCAAAGACAGUGGACCUUCAGAGGCGUCUCCGAGGAAGAGGAGGAGGUUCAGGCCUGGUACGAGAGCUCUGAUGGAGAUCCGAAAGUAUCAGAAGUCCACAGACCUGCUUCUGCGCAAAUUACCGUUUUCACGCCUGGUGAGGGAGGUGUGUCAGGUCUUCAGCAGAGAGAACAUGAUGUGGCAGGCCUAUGCUCUUUUAGCCCUGCAGGAGGCUGCCGAGGCGUUCCUGGUCCGUCUCUUCACUGAUGCUAACCUGUGUGCGAUUCACGCUAAGCGUGUGACUCUGUACCCCAAAGACAUCCAGCUGGCUCGACGAAUCAGAGGAGUGGAUAACAUGUGACCUGUGACCUGUGACCUGAUCUACUUCCUGUUUCUCCUCUGUUUAAGUAAAGUUCAGAGAGAGA